Molecule: messenger RNA, 448 nt
Organism: Anopheles marshallii
Lineage: Eukaryota; Metazoa; Arthropoda; Insecta; Diptera; Culicidae
Gene: RpS16
Product: 40S ribosomal protein S16
Exons: 3
Coding region: 1-447 (148 amino acids)
Biological process (GO): translation; maturation of SSU-rRNA from tricistronic rRNA transcript (SSU-rRNA, 5.8S rRNA, LSU-rRNA)
Cellular component (GO): cytosolic small ribosomal subunit; ribosome
Molecular function (GO): structural constituent of ribosome; RNA binding
Source: RefSeq, a predicted model, not a curated record
AUGCCCAAAGCACGCAAGGAGAAAGUAAGCGCAGUCCAGGUUUUCGGACGUAAGAAAACUGCCACCGCCGUUGCAUACUGCAAGCGUGGCAAGGGAUUGUUGCGUGUGAAUGGUCGUCCGCUGGAACAGAUCGAACCGAAAAUCCUUCGCUACAAGCUGCAGGAGCCGCUGUUGCUGCUGGGCAAGGAAAAAUUCGCCGGUGUUGAUAUCCGCAUUCGCGUGAACGGUGGUGGUCAUGUCGCUCAGAUUUACGCCAUCCGCCAGGCCAUCUCGAAGGCGCUGGUGUCGUUCUACCAGAAGUACGUCGAUGAGGCGUCGCGCAAGGAACUGAAGGACAUCCUCACCCAGUACGAUCGAACGCUGCUGGUUGCGGAUCCGCGUCGUUGCGAACCGAAGAAGUUCGGUGGUCCAGGUGCCCGUGCCCGCUACCAGAAGUCGUACCGUUAAG